AUGUACAGAGUAAAUGAAAAUGAUAGACAAAAAGCACACGAGUUUAUACAGUCACUUUAUGGAAAUAAAAAAAAGGAUGUUUCAAGUACUGGAAAAACUCGAGGCGCAAAAAGAACAGAAUAUCUGCAUAAAUCAGGAAUCACUGUAUCUUCAUGGAAAAUAAAGGAAGGGGAUUAUAAAAAAAGUCAUGUUCUUACUAUGGCCAGAGGACUAUUUACUAGAAAAGCUGAAGAUGGAAGAUAUGAAAUUGUUAUUCGUGGUUAUAAUAAGUUUUUUAACGUUGGUGAAGUGAAAACGUGGAAAGACCUAAUGUCACAUACUGAAGGUCCUUAUGAACUCACAGUUAAGGAAAAUGGGUGUGUUAUAUUCAUUGGAGGGCUUCCUGGUGGUCACCUUAUUGUAACUAGUAAACAUUCAACAGGAGAAAGACAAGGAGUCAUUGCUCAUGCAGUCAAAGGCACAGAAUGGGUGGAAAGACAUCUUGCUAGCACAAAAAAAUCACCAAAUGACCUUGCAAAUUUUUUGUAUAAAAAUAAAUUGACGGCAGUAGCAGAGCUUUGCGAUGAUAGUUUUGAGGAACAUGUAUUACCGUAUCCUUCCGAGAUAAGUGGUCUUUAUCUUCAUGGAAUGAAUUAUAAUGUAAUUGAUUUGAAAACAUGGCCAAGUGAAAAGGUUCAAGAAUUUGCUAGAGAAUGGGGAUUCAUACCAACGCAAUAUAUUAUGAAAAAAUCAAUUGAUGAAGUUAAGGAGUUUACAGAAAAAAUUGGAAAAAAUGGGCAUUAUGAUGGAAGAGCAGUUGAAGGAUUUGUAAUUAGAACUAAAGAUAGAUCAACUGGUGAAUGUUUCUUUUUCAAAGUUAAAUAUGAUGAACCAUACCUUAUGUAUCGUGAAUGGAGAGAAGUAACUAAAACAAUUUUAAAUAAAAAAAAACCAAAAUCUAAAUAUGCAUUAACUCAAAAGUAUAUUAAUUGGGUAACGGAAAAAUUGAGAACAGAACCAGGUCUUUUUGAAGGAUACAAAAUGAAUCACGGAAUCAUUAAAAUAAGAGAAAUGUUCUUGAAUGACCAGAAAAUGCCAGGCGAGACAUUAAUUUCUACCAAAGUUGAUAAAGAGUUCAAGAAAACGUUGAUUAUCACAAUUGCUUCAAUUGGAUGUGGAAAGACAUCAUUAUCAUUGGCACUUUCUAAAUUAUUUGGAUUUGAACAUAUACAAAAAGAUGAUAUGACAAGCAGGGCAGACUUCUAUAAAAACAUUGGUGACCUUUUGGAAACACAUGAUGUUGUUAUAGCAGAUUGGGAUAAUCUAACCUUAAAACUUCGAAAAACUUUGAUUGAAGCUGUGAAAUCAAGACAUCAAAAUCUUUUUAUAGUUGGAUUGUAUUGGUAUCAUGAUGUAAACAAUCUAGAAGAAGUUUACAAGAUUACUUCAAAACGUGUUUUUGAAAGGGGAGAACAUCAUCAAUCACGUAUACCAGAUAUUCCUGAAUAUGAACAUCUUAUGUGGUCAUUUCUACGAUCAUUUGAACCGCUUGAUUCCAACCAUGGGAUUGACGGUCAAUUUAAUCUUGUGAUAGAACUGAAAAUUGCCAAUGACUUGAAAGAUAAUCUUAAAAUAGCAAUCGAACAACUUAAAACAAUUCUUGAGAUGAGAGAACCUUCAAAAGAAGAAAUUGUUAAGGCAAUAGAAGAAGCAACACAUUAUGAACCAACUGUUCAUAAUAUUAUUGAAAAAAGAUCUCCCGAGAAAUUAAACAGAUACAAGGAUACAUUACCAUCUCCUGACCCCUACAAAAACAAUCCAACACCAUCGUUGUCACCAAAAAAGACCAAUAAACCUAGAAAUAAACCACCUGUUUAUUAUGGGGUUAAACUCGUAAAUUUUGACAUGGAAAACUUUCUUGCUGAUUUCUUUAGAGAAAAUCCAAACGUUGAUUCUGGAACUUUCCAUAAGUUACGACAAAACAACCGUAUCAAGAUUGAUGGUCACGUAACACUUAUUCAUAGAAAUCUAUUAAAAAAUAAUCCAUCAGAAGAAAUUAAAGAAAUGUGGGAACAAUGUAAAAAUUUGUGCGAUUUGAAAACACAAGUAAAAUUAUAUAUUGAUAAACUGAUAUUUGAUGGAGAAAAAAUGGCUUUAGUUGUAAAGGGAAUAGAACCAUUUAUCAAAAGUAUCAAUGAGAUACCGCAUAUCACGGUUGGGACAAUUGACAGCAGCGUUAAACCUGUUGGAGCUAAUACAAUGUGUGAAUCAGCUUUGCGUGAUAAAAGUUCUCAUAAAGAUAUAAAAGUGAUUGAGUUUAUUUCAGAAUUAGAAAUUGAUGGAAUUGUAAAUGCAUUUUAUUCGUGA
This is a messenger RNA of Entrophospora sp. SA101, 2346 nucleotides long. NCBI's taxonomy places the organism in Eukaryota, Fungi, Glomeromycota, Glomeromycetes, Entrophosporales, Entrophosporaceae. The record is from the annotation of a GenBank genome assembly.